AUGCUCCGGGGCUCCCCGUGCCUCCUGGGCGCCCCCUGCACUCCCCGCUGCUGGGACCCCAUUUGCUCGGGAGACACCAGCCCUGCCUUCGGGCUCUGCCUUCCCAGCCGCCACCAGGGGGCCCUGUGGCUCCUGGGUGACCCCCACGAAGGCCACGGACACGCGUGGAGCUGCGCGCCCGGAGCCUGCACCGUGAGCCGGCACCCUGGGACCUGCUGCGUGCCCGGCCGUCCGGCUCCCACACGGGGUGUGGCCUGCGGGGCCCGGGGGACCCCCAGCUCUGGACCUGGUCCGGGACCCCGCCCAGCCCGCCGCUCAGGCCGCCGCCCAGGCCCCUGCGCCCCUGCAGCCUGGGGGUCCCUCGUCGGCCCCCCUCAGCCCCUGCGCCUGCACACCGCCCAGGUGUGCGUCCCGCCCCCGCCCCCCUGCAGGCCGGGCGGCUCCGGGUGCAGAAGGCGAGGGAACCCCGGCUCCGUCCCCCGUGGCCUCGCCCCCUCCUGCUGCACGGCCAGUGGCUGCCAGGCCCGAAGCUGCGUCUGGAGAGACUGUGCGUGCCCGAGGCUCAGGCCCCAGAGCUGCCCGCCGCUGAGCUGGGCUUCUAGAAACCUCCGACCACUGUGCCACCUGCCAGGCACCUUCCUUCCUCUGAGCCACCCGCCCCGCACCUUCCGGCCGCUGA
Pipistrellus nathusii (Nathusius's pipistrelle) is the source of this 679-nucleotide messenger RNA. NCBI's taxonomy places the organism in Eukaryota, Metazoa, Chordata, Mammalia, Chiroptera, Vespertilionidae. The record is from the annotation of a GenBank genome assembly.